GCGAUUGAAGUUUAUUCUCUGUACUUGAUCUAAAAAAAGAUUCGGUAUGUUGGCAUGAUGAAUAUUAUAUUCGACACAAUUUGUAAACAACACAGAUUGAUAUUGCUAAGUCUCUCGGAAGCAAUAUAUUUUGAGGGAUAAACAAUUAGAAAUUCAGUGUAUAUCUUUUAACAUUACAUAUAAACAGUGCCAUAAUGCUGAGGACGACAACAAGCUUCAAAUGGGAGACAUGCCACAAAAAUGGGAAUGAUGAGCAAUCACAAGAUAAAACAAAACGAUUUGAAGGAAAGGAAAUAUUAAAGGUUCUGGUAUAUGAUGCUGAGAAAGGAGAAACAACAAGAUUUUUUAUUGAGGCCCUUAAAAGACAACUUGAUGUCUUUGAGUUCCAAGAUUUUCACGCUGCUAAUGACGAAGAAAAGGAUACUCUUUCUAUCAUUGCAGUUGUACGCCAUAUUUCAAUACAUAUUAUAGAUAUUAUAAAUGACGUAAAAGAACAAUUUGUAAAAGACGAUGUCCACGAUCUUGAAAGAGUGUUCGUCACUUACUUUUACGUCAAUAGAUCAGACGAAUAUUGUAUUCAAACUAUUAAACAGAUAUCCGAGUCUGGACAGUUCAACUUUGCAAAAAUAGUACCGAUGAACUUCAUCGACACGAGUCUUGUUCGCAAAUUAAGCUUUUUCGGUAAUUUCCUGAAAUCGGAUAACAAAGACUCGCUACAUGAACUAAAAGGUUGUAUACUAUCGAGGAAAGUCAGAAAGAAAGUGUGUGUCAACGUCUACGGCGCCAUGGAUUCGCUACAGAUAAAAGAUUUUAUUGCGAAAUUAAGUCAGGUCAUUUCAAGCUCAAUUUAUUUACAAGCCACGAAGCCUUUAGAAGAAAUGAUCAAUAUAACAUCGCCUACCCUGAUUUGUACAACUGGGGAUUUGGAGGAAUGCCAGGAAAAACUCAAAGAGAAAGACUUGAGGAAAUGUUUCCUUGUCCACCUUAUUGAUGUUGGAAUGAGAUCCGAGAUCUGUGUUAUGCAUGACAGCCCUUAUGACAUGGAAAAUACAUCAGUUAUUCACGAGGAACAAAAUCCCAGCUCUACGUUAUCUUCAUCCACAGUUUAG
Molecule: messenger RNA, 1109 nt
Organism: Ruditapes philippinarum (Manila clam)
Lineage: Eukaryota; Metazoa; Mollusca; Bivalvia; Venerida; Veneridae
Exons: 7
Coding region: 195-1109 (304 amino acids)
Source: RefSeq, a predicted model, not a curated record